Messenger RNA from Triticum urartu, 3119 nucleotides. Its product is annotated as putative transcriptional regulator SLK3. The record is from RefSeq and is a predicted model, not a curated record. NCBI's taxonomy places the organism in Eukaryota, Viridiplantae, Streptophyta, Magnoliopsida, Poales, Poaceae.
UCGCCCGCCCGCCGGCGACGCCGCCGCCCGCACGCAGCCACCAGAAGCGGAGGAGAAGAAAUAAGAACCCACAGUAGAAUAAAAAGCAAACGCCAGAAAGAAUAAUAUCCGGAGCACGAGGCCAACGAGGAGGGAGGAGGAGGAGGAAGAACAGCGACCGGCCACGACCGCACCGCCGGCGAGCUCGCUCCCGAGUUUCCAGCGAAAGUAUCCGAAGAUCCUUGCUAGUUUCCAGGGACGUUCUAGCCCAUUAAGCAAGAUUCUUCAAGGUGAUGGUUCAGUCUCAACCCUGCUGACCUCCAUGUCCGGGGCCCCACGCUCCAACCUUGGACUUGUUCCCAGGGACAUGAAUGGUAGCCUUCCAGUUAGUACUACAAAUUCCUCUGGGCCAAGCAUUGGUGUUAGCUCUUUGGUGACCGAUGGCAACUCAUCACUUUCUGGAGGCGCCCAGUUUCAGCAAAGUACGAGCAUGAAUGCUGAUUCAUUCAUGCGCCUUCCUGCCUCUCCGAUGUCGUUUUCGUCCAACAACAUUUCUGGCUCUUCAGUCAUUGAUGGCUCCAUCAUGCAGCAAAGUCCACCCCAAGAGCAGAUGCAGAAGCGGAGAGCAUCUAGUGUAACAUCACAACCUGUGAUUGAUGCUGCCGCUGCAUUUCAUGCUCAAAAGAAGCCAAGAGUUGAUAUUCGGCAAGAUGAUAUCUUGCAACAACAGUUGAUUCAACAGCUGCUCCAAGGUCAGAGUUCUCUUCAUUUCCAGGGCCAACACAACCCACAGCUUCAAGCCUUGAUCCGGCAGCACAAACUGGCACAAAUUCAGCAACAACAGCAGCAUCAAUUAUCGCAACAAUUUCCUCAGCAUCAACAUUCUCAAGUUGGCAUACCUCGGCAGCCACAGUUGAGGCUGCCGCUAGCACAGCCUGGAAUUCAGCUAGCUGGACCUGUUAGGACUCCUGUCGAGAGUGGGCUUUGUUCUCGAAGGUUAAUGCAGUAUUUGUAUCACAAGCGUUACCGGCCAGAUAAUAAUCCCAUAACAUACUGGAGGAAGCUCAUUGAUGAAUAUUUUGCACCACGAUCAAGAGAGAGAUGGUGUGUGUCAUCAUAUGAAAAACCAGGAAAUACCUCAGCUGCUAUUCCACAGACAUCCCCGGGUACAUGGCGUUGUGAUAUUUGUAAUACACAUUCGGGGAAAGGAUAUGAGGCUACCUCUGAAAUACUUCCUAGACUCUGUCAAAUUAGAUUUGACCAUGGUGUUAAGGAUGAAUAUCUAUUCCUUGACAUGCCGAACGAGUUCCGGUUGCCCAACGGACUGCUGCUCCUGGAGCAUACUAAAGUUGUUCAGAAGAGCAUCUACGACCACCAACAUGUCACACACGAGGGACAACUGAGAAUAAUAUUCACUCCAGAACUAAAGAUUAUGUCCUGGGAGUUUUGUUCACGGAAACAUGACGAGUAUGUCACUCGCAAGUUUCUAACAGAGCAGGUUACACAUAUGCUGCGUGCUACCCAGAGUUAUCAAGCUACUGUCACUAAAAAUGGACCUGCUGGCCUAUCAAACGAUGAGGCACAAAAGGCUUGCAACGAGUUUGCAUCAGCAUCACGUCAACUAGCGAAAAAUAUUGAUCACCACAGCCUAAAUGAACAUGGUCUUUCUAAAAGAUAUGUUCGCUGUUUGCAGAUAUCAGAGGUGGUGAAUCACAUGAAGGAUCUAAUUGAGUUCAGCCACAAGAACAAGCUCGGCCCUAUAGAGGGCCUGAAGAACUAUCCCAAGCAAACUGCUGGACCAAAGCUCACGGUGCAGAAUUUGCAUGACUCAAAGGCAGUCAAAACAGAAAUGAGCCCCCAUGUGAAUAACGAGGUUCCAGGUGUUGGAGCAAUUAGUAAUAAUCCGCAGAAUCCUGCAGCACAAAGCAAUUACCAACAUAUGCUGAGAAGCUCAAGUGCAAAUCAGGGUUUGCUGCAGCAGGAGGCAUCACAGAAUGCUGCGGCAAUGAACAGUUACCAGAAUAUGUUCAGAAGCUCAAGCGCAAAUCAGGGUUUGCUCCAGCAGGAGGCAUCUCAGAAUGCUGCCGCGCUAAAUAAUUACCAGAAUAUGCUUAGAGGCUCGAGCCCAAAUCAAAGUUUGCUUCAGCAGGAGGCAUCGAGUAUCUUCAAAGGUCCUACAGCAGUGCACAGUGGCAUUCAGCUGGAAGCAUCUAGAUCGUUCCGUGCGUCUCAGCUUGGGCAAUUCCAGCAUCCCAUGUCAUUCCAGCAAGGUAUGCCCCAGCACCAGCAUAACAAUUUCCAAGGCCUGGGUGCUAGUCCACAAUUCCAGCAGCAUGUGAUCAAUCAGCUGCUGCAAGAAGCCAAGAAUACCAAUAGCCGCGCUCUUGCUCAUCAGCAUCAGCAGCAGCAGCAGCAGCAACACCAUCAACAGCAGCAGCACCAGCAACACCAUCAGCAGCAGCAGCAGCAGCAGCAGCAGCAACACCAGCAGCAGCAGCAGCAGCAGCAGCAGCAGCAACAUCAACAGCAGCAGCAGCCUCAGCAGCAGUCUCCUAGCACUCCCAAUGCAAAUGGUGGUCUCGCAUCCGGAGCCGCGGUCACCAACAGCGCUGCUAGCGCAGAGCAGGCACAGCACAUGAAUAACAGCACAGCAAAGGGCGCCGCUCCGAUGGGUAUGGCGGGGCCUAGUAAUCUGAUCAACAGCGGAGCUGGCCUGGUCCAGCGAAGCAGCAGUUUCAAGUCAGUGAGCAGCAACCCGGCCGCUUCUGGCGGCAAUGCGGUGGCGACCCCAAAGGCAGAGUCUGUGCACGACAUGGACGACCUGGAACAUCUCAUCUCCCAUGAACUCGUGGAGAGCGGGUUGUUCAUGGGGGAGCAGCCGGGAGACGGCGGCUUCUCGUGGAACAUCUGACAUCAUUGUCAGCUAGAGUCUCGCUAUUCUGAGAGCUGUGCUUGAUGGUGAUAUCGCGGUAGAUUAUUAAAAGUUUUUCUUCUUUUUUCGAGCUCUUUUUCGCUGCCUGGAACAGUCUCUGGUGAUCAUAGAUUGGUGAACCUUCGGUUAUGUGAGAGUGAGUUGGUUUGGAUAGCAGUGCAACCCAGUGUUAUUAACUAGUAUGGAAUGACAUGCUGUGGUUGUCAUU